AUGCAAUCAUCAGCAGCUGAGAAUCUCUGCCGUCGAUUUGCAGUCGCUGAACUGAACUUAGCCACUGUCAAUUUCAGCGAGGAACAUGUGAUUGGAAAGGGUGGUUUUGGUAAAGUCUACAAAGGCUUCAUUGAUAAUGACUCAAUUGCCGUGGCCAUAAAGCGACGGCAAGCAUCACGUCCCAGCCAAGGGCAGACAGAGUUUGUUGCUGAGAUUGAAACACUAUCUAAGUGCCGACAUCGUAAUUUAGUCUCUCUUAUUGGGUACUGCGAUGAAGACGGAGAGAUGAUUCUUGUUUACGACUAUAUGCCUAAGGGAACGCUGGCCGAUUACCUACACAAUCAGUCGACACUCUCAUGGAAUCAACUACUUAAGAUAUGUAUUGGUGCGGGGCGAGGUCUGGACUAUCUUCACUCGGGUUGCUCCAUCAUACAUCGUGAUGUCAAGCCUACAAAUAUCCUUUUGGAUGAAAAUUUCACAGCUAAGGUUUCAGAUUUUGGGUUGGCCAAACAUUUAAGGCAUGAUAUUUCACAGAGCCAUGUCUUCACUAAGGUUAAGGGUUCAUUUGGGUAUUUUGAUCCAAGUUAUUUUACGACCGGUGUACUUACAAAGGGAAGCGACACUUACGCGUUUGCGAUAGUAUUAUUGGAGGUAUUGAGUGGGAGACGAGCAGUUGAGGAGAAGCUUGCAGAGGAUGAGGUGUGUAUCAGCAUAUGGGCUCAAGACAAAAUUCGGAAUGGAAAAGCUAACCAGAUUGUAGCUUCAUAUUUGAAGGGUGAAAUCUCGGAAGAUUGCCUUAUGACAUUUGUUGGGAUUGUUAAAAGAUGUUUGCAUGUUGAUCCGAAGAAACGAAUCACAAUGACUCAUGUUGUGGCGCAGCUUGAGUUAGCCCUUGAACAACAGGAGAGGAAAAGGGCAGCAACACAAAAAUUAAAAUUUUGGCCAUUUUGGAAUAGAGUUAUACCAUCUGGAUCAACAACAAAUAAUCAAGUUGAGGUUGAAGCUGAUAAGCUGUCAAAGGCUAUCCCUUCCACUAGUGCCAUUAAAGAAGCCUUUCCACUAGUAGGAUCAACACCAAAGGAUCAAAAUGCGGUCGAUGUUGAUAAGUUGUCAAAGGCCAUCCCUGCAACUGCCAAUACAGAAGAUGUUGUCCUUCUCAUUCUUUUCGGUGAAACAAAGUUCAGUCGACCAAAGGCCUUUUAUGAUGUGCGUAGUGAAUUCAGAGGAGUCCUACAAACUGGAGAGGAUGCAACAAUCGAAAGGCUACACUACAUGCCUAAGCAUGAAUUCAGAGCAAAGGUUUCAAAGCCAUUCUCUAAGCUGAAGCAUGAGAACGUGGUCGAACUAGUUGUUUACAAUUUGGACGGCCAUGAGCAGGUCAUGGCGUAUGAUUUUGCUCCACGAGGGUCCCUACACAACAUUCUUUAUAAACAACAAGGCAUAGGCUCAAAGCAAUAUCCGGCUUUAACAUGGUCCCAAAGAAUCCAAAUCGCUCUUGGGGUCGCAAGGGGAUUAUACUACAUUCAUGAAAAGGGAAUGAUCCAUCAUAACAUCAAAUCCAAAAAUGUUUUACUUUGUGAUGAUGGAACUGCUAAGAUAAUUGAUCCUUUUCUCUGGAAUUCUUGCCCCCAGAGUCUGCUAUUUGAUUCUUACCCCCCACCCUCUGUGAGUGAGCGUCAUCCUAAGGCAUUGCAUUAUUGCUCUAGGGACAAUGAUGUUUACAACUUUGGCGAGGUUCUCCUUGAGUUGUUGACAGGCAGUAAAAUAUUUGAUAACACGCGACCAGCAGGGCAGCAUCACCUUGUGUCAUGGGCAUUACCGCAGCUCGAUUCAGACAAGGUACACAUGAUUGUGGAUGGUAGAUUAAAAGCAGACGACCUUCCGGAUGCAGUUAAUAAGAUGGCUCGAGUUGCUCAACUGUGCCUUAAAGAUACAGCUUAUUUUCGUCCAUACAUGCUUCAAGUUGUACGAGAUCUCGAGUUGUGCCUUUGCGAAAUCGAAUCAGAACACUCUCAGAUUGGUUGUGAUGAGGUUGAAGUUGAUAAGCUGUCAAAGGCCAUCCAUUCUAUCAAAGAAGAUGUCCCUUUCAUUCUAUUUGGUGAAAUAAAGGGCGAUAGUCAUUAUUUUAGCCUCAUGUCUAAUGGAUUCACAGGAGUCCUGGAAAAUGGAGAGGAUGCAACAAUUGAAAGGCUCCACUACGAGUCAAAGCAUGAAUUCAAAUCCGUGGUUUCAAGAAGAUUAUCUUUGCUGAAGCAUGAGAACGUGGUCGAACUAGUUGUUUACAACCAUCUAUGGCUCAAGUUGCUCAAUUGUGCCUUCAAGAUACAGAUCAUUUUCGUCCAAACAUGGGUGAAGUUGUUCAAGAUCUCGAGUUGUGCCUUUGUGAAACCAAAUCACAACACUCACAGAGCUGAAUUCAACUGA
Molecule: messenger RNA, 2424 nt
Organism: Salvia hispanica
Lineage: Eukaryota; Viridiplantae; Streptophyta; Magnoliopsida; Lamiales; Lamiaceae
Biological process (GO): protein phosphorylation
Molecular function (GO): ATP binding; protein kinase activity
Source: RefSeq, a predicted model, not a curated record